Rhopilema esculentum is the source of this 5090-nucleotide messenger RNA. RefSeq lists its product as uncharacterized. Gene Ontology annotation, cellular component: extracellular region; extracellular matrix. Gene Ontology annotation, molecular function: extracellular matrix structural constituent; peptidase inhibitor activity. Lineage: Eukaryota; Metazoa; Cnidaria; Scyphozoa; Rhizostomeae; Rhizostomatidae. The record is from RefSeq and is a predicted model, not a curated record.
UAGAAAAUCAAUACAGUUGAUCCCUCAGUUUAGAAAAGGGCAAGGCACGUCCACGGCAAACAGUCCACUGGCUAGUCGGUUACUUGCGGAUAAUUUCGCAAGUCAAGCCAAACUGGUGAUAUGUGGAUCAGUUCAAGGGAGAUGCUAGUCCCGUGUUUGCUUGUUGGCGUCAUUUUCAUGCUAGAACCUGGCAAAGUGUCAGCACAAGGACAGAUAAAACCAGGCAGUUGCCCUCCUGUCCAAAAUCCUGGUACAUUGGAAUGUCCACCAACACCAUCUCUCAACUCAGAAUGUUUACUCGACAGAGACUGUAAUGGUAGCAAGAAAUGUUGCUUUGAUGGUUGCGUUAUGAAAUGCCAAGAUCCUGGAGUUGUUCAGCCUACCCGUACACCCAAUAUUGAUGUCAAACAAGGUAAAUGUCCUGUUAUCAAAGAUCUUGAAACGAAGGAAUGUCCUGCUCCAGAAAAUCUGCAGACAGAAUGUUUACUCGAUGCUGACUGUACUGGUACAAAAAAAUGUUGCACUGAUGGCUGCAGCAUGAAAUGUCAAGAUGCUAUACUUCCACCUACUCUACCUCCAAUUAUUAUCGGCCCAAAGGGGGAUCCAGGUGAUAAAGGACCUCCUGGCCCUCCUGGUCCAAAAGGAAUUCCUGGGGAUCCUGGAGAACCAGGAAUAAAGGGUAUCAAAGGAAGCAAUGGAAACAAUGGAAGGGAAGGAAAACAAGGAAGAAGAGGCAAGCCAGGACCUCCUGGUAAAAAAUUAAAUGAGACAGAAGAGGAGAUCAAGCCACCUGAGCCUUUGAGAACUGUUAAAGGACCGGGGCCAGGUGACACAAUAGAGGUAGGAGCAGUGACUGAUCCAAACGGAGGUCAAUCUGGCAAUCAACCUGAAAUUGGACCAGCAGGUAUUCAGGGAAAAGCAGGAGGGCCUGGUGCUCCAGGACCCCAAGGAGAAAGAGGUGAGCCUGGGACAGUUGGCCCAAUUGGACCAAGCGGAGAGCUGGGUCCCAAAGGAUUUCCAGGACCUCCUGGACUGUCAGGAAAAGAUGGCAAAGAGGGCAGACAAGGGGAACCAGGAACUGCUGGACCAAAAGGAGAUGCAGGACCUAUUGGUGUUAUUGGUGCCCCAGGCUCAACAGGAGCUCCAGGUUUUAAAGGACUCAAGGGUGAUCAAGGGACGAAGGGUAUUAAAGGAGUAGCCGGAGAAGAUGGCGACAAUGGAACUGCUGGUGAACCGGGUGUUGCUGGUAGUAAAGGAGCCACUGGACCCACGGGCCCAAGAGGUACAAUUGGAAAACCAGGGAAACAGGGUGUUAUAGGAGAACAAGGUGCGCCAGGAGCCACAGGUGUUCGGGGAGUACCGGGACUUCGAGGUUUGACAGGUCCGCCGGGUGAAAUUGGUGCAACUGGUUCAAAAGGAGACAGAGGUGACAUUGGGCCAACAGGUGGUAGUGGUGAAACCGGAGAACGCGGACCCGCUGGUCCAGCAGGGCCUAAAGGACAAAUAGGAGAUCUUGGCAAUCGUGGUCGCCGUGGAAAACAAGGACGCAAAGGUGCAACGGGUGACCCUGGCCCUCGAGGACAAAGAGGAACUGUUGGUGACAUAGGACAAACGGGUCCAAGAGGAUCAGUUGGUUCUUUAGGAAAUCCAGGACCUCAGGGAGAACCUGGAGGGAAAGGAGCUUCUGGACCAAAAGGCAUCAAAGGUGCCGAAGGUGACAUUGGAGCACCGGGUCCUUCUGGGUCAGUUGGACGGAUAGGAAAAACAGGUCGAAGCGGAGCUCGUGGUCCUGCCGGCGAACCUGGAUUACAAGGAAAGAUAGGUGCUCGAGGAUUGCCUGGUGACCAAGGACGGUCGGGGGUUCCAGGACAAAAGGGUGCCCAAGGUGAGCGAGGACUGUCUGGAUUGUCGGGGCGCAAAGGGUCAGCUGGUGCCCCUGGUGUAAACGGUGAUACGGGACCUCAAGGACCAAUGGGUGAUCAAGGAGAAGCUGGCCAGGCCGGAGUUGAUGGGAAAAGCGGAGUAGUGGGGAAUCCUGGUUUAGAUGGAAAGCCUGGUGUACAAGGUACCCAUGGUCCAAGUGGCAAAAGAGGUGCCCCUGGCUUGGAUGGGCCAAAAGGUACAAGAGGGACAAACGGAGAUGGUGGUGAACCAGGACGAUUAGGGGCAAAAGGAGAUAAGGGUGAUAUUGGACCUGUUGGUCCGGAAGGGUCAAUAGGACCUCGUGGACGGCCAGGAGAUCGUGGACAAACAGGUUCAGUUGGACUAACGGGUGAAACUGGUGCAAAAGGAUCUCCUGGCUCCAUUGGUCCAGUCGGGCCACCAGGACGAGAGGGUGAUCCUGGACAGGACGGUGAUCCUGGAGAUGACGGUAAACAAGGAAGUCAGGGAACCAGGGGAGCCAGAGGCUUGCCUGGAGAAAUCGGAAGAAUGGGGCCGCGUGGACUGCCUGGAGAGAAAGGUGAAGCUGGUAGAGAUGGACGCCCGGGAGAAAGAGGAUCUGUUGGUCGAACUGGACAAACAGGAAGUCCGGGAGCACAAGGAAAAAACGGAGCAACUGGAUUGGCAGGUCUAAAUGGAGCAAAAGGAGAAAAGGGAACAUCUGGCAUGAAGGGUGAGCGGGGUGAAAAUGGUCAAGAUGGCAAACGUGGGAGCGACGGGCCACGUGGAGUCAAAGGAAUGCAAGGAGAAUCUGGCCCAAAGGGCACGCAAGGAAGGUUGGGAUCUCCUGGCCUCUUAGGAAAACGUGGUCCCGCUGGAAGUAAAGGACAACAGGGACCAAGAGGGCCAUUUGGAGAAACUGGAGUUAGGGGUCCAGAUGGAUCUGCUGGACAAAAGGGAGCUCGUGGAGAACGCGGAGAUAAGGGAGAAAGUGGUGCUCCUGGGGAGCCAGGUCCUCAAGGACCGGGGGGUAUUGUGGGUCAACUUGGAGAAGCAGGCGAGAAGGGCUCAACAGGAUCCAAUGGCUCCCCUGGUAUCACUGGAAGGCAAGGUGAUAUUGGACUUCCCGGCCCCGAAGGAAUGCAGGGUGAAACUGGGUCACCAGGAUCCCGUGGAGCUCCAGGAAAGACUGGUUUGAAGGGAUAUUCGGGUGAACCAGGCAGUCCAGGACCAAUUGGAACAUCAGGAUCGCCAGGGAGAAAUGGCAGAACAGGUAGCAAUGGUGAGCCAGGGGAUGAAGGACCUCAGGGUGCUCAAGGAGCUUCUGGAGAAGCAGGUCCCAGAGGAAUGGAAGGUUCAAGGGGAGUUAGUGGACCACCAGGAAUGGUCGGAGCCGUUGGACUUCAAGGAAUUAAAGGAGAUUCUGGAAAUAAUGGAAUUUCUGGAACCCCCGGAAAUAAAGGACGAGUGGGAGCAGUUGGACCGGCGGGACCAGCCGGACCUCCAGGACAGUCUGGAACAGAAGGAUCGCCUGGUGAAGAUGGUGCUCCCGGAACUCACGGAAAGCGAGGGGGAAAGGGUGAAGCUGGAGACCCCGGUAUUGUUGGAUAUCCGGGCAGACAAGGAAGCCCGGGUCGACCCGGACUUAUGGGAGAGGAAGGCGCCAUGGGUGCCCCGGGUCAAGCGGGCUCACCGGGGGCUUCAGGAAGUGUUGGCGCUGCUGGUGACCGAGGUUUCCCUGGGCGAAAUGGAGUAAAAGGAAGUAAGGGUUUCCGUGGACCGAAAGGUGGGAAAGGAGACAAAGGUUGGCGUGGAUUUAAAGGCGGCCGAGGGCAAAGAGGCCUUCGUGGACAAGUCGGUGACCAAGGGAAUGAUGGUAAACCUGGUAAAAUUGGUUAUUCGGGUCCAAAAGGAUAUCGUGGAAGACCUGGUGUUGAUGGAGAAGCAGGGGAAGGUGGCUUACCUGGUAACCAAGGAAGGCUUGGUGAUGAGGGAGGAAGAGGCAGAAGUGGUCAAGAUGGUUACCCCGGGCCCCCUGGACCUUCAGGCCCCCCUGGGCUACCAGGCUCUUCAGGCAUUCUAUCAGGGAGUCUCGGGCAGUUGAUCGGAAAUCAGCGAGCAGAGAAAGGCCCCGCAUACCAGCAAGCAUAUCAAGGAUAUUACCAACAACAGUUCCAGCAAAGAUAUUACAGUGGAAGAACAGUUGACAAAGAUAGCAGCUCAGAGAACGAAACACCAAAGCUCGACAGGGAAGGAGUGUUUAGAUAUCUUGGUCUUUUGGAAUUGGAGAUUCAAGCCUUGCAGCGACCAGACGGUAGUAGGGCCUACCCUGGAAAAACCUGCCGUGACCUGCAAAUGUGCUUCUCGGACUUGAAAAGUGGCGAAUAUUGGAUCGAUCCAAAUCUUGGUGCUCCAAACGAUGCAUUCAAGGCAUACUGCAAUUUCACAAGUGGAGAGACAUGCAUUUCACCCCAGACUACUAUGCACCAGAGAAAGAAAUGGGUCAGCAGUGGAAAAGAUGGCUUCAAGUGGAUGGUCGACGAACUGCUGAAAGAGCAGGUGGAGUACCUUGCUGAUGAGACCCAACUGAGACUUUUGCGAAUGAACAGUUUCUCUGUGCGUCAAAAUGUCACUUACCAUUGCAAAAACUCGCAUGCCCACAAAGAUUCGUCUGGCAAGGAGAUGACUUUCGUCAAACUAAUGAGCAAUGAUAACGUCGAAAUGCACAAAAAUUCCCACGUCGUCAACCGCCCGUACGUUAUAUCAGACGGCUGCAGCGUAAAGGAUGGCCAAUGGCACAAGACCAUUUUUGAAAUGACGUCAAAGCUCAUGUCCAGGCUCCCGAUCAAGGAUGUUGCAGUUUUUGAUGUUGCUGAUCCCGGCGAGGAGUUUGGCGUGGAGUUAGGGCCUGUGUGUUUCACAUAAGCCUUGGAUAAAGAAAACUCUAUGAAGUGAUUCGCGACAUGAAUUUCAUGUUGCAGUUUAGGACAGUGAUCGGCACUUUGUUACAGAAAGUGACAAUCAAUAUAGCAAAAACAUUAGUAUGGAUUUUGACAUAUCGUUUACGUAUUUUUAUCACAAUCACACACGUAGUUAGAAUAGAUUAUUGCGCGCGCGGGGAGGACCUUUUUAAAAGAUAUUAGUGGGCGGGAAUAGAGGGUGGUUUAGUAUUUUUUUGAUUCGCUGCAUGAAGAUUUAGACAUUUGUUA